UUUUACUAAGGAAGUCAGUGCCAUAAUUACCCAAACAAACCGGUUCCAUACCUGGGAUUCAAAGAGGCGAAGAAACACUUUGCUUCCUGCAUUUUCCCUCAGUCGUCUCUUUUCACAGAGCAGGUAUGACAAGAACUGCGGAUCCUGUCCAUAACAUAAACGUGAAGCCUCCCUUCAGCCAGACCAACUUGAAGAGUGGCACAAUUAAGAAAAACGGAUUCCACAGAAAUGCUCAGAAAAAUGGCACCAAGAAAGUGGUUCCCAGGGUUGUGGAGCCAGGAGGCAGGGACAGAGACGGCUUUGAACAGGCGCCGCUCUACGUGGCGGUCAUGACGUACCUUGGCUUCGGGAUAGUCACCCUGUUCGGCUACUUGAGGGACUUCCUGAGAGCAGUUGGGCUCGAGAAGUGUCACCUCGCCCAGGAGAGAGAGGAACAAAAGGACUUUGUCCCACUUUACCAAGACUUCGAGAACUUCUACAUGCGGAACCUGUACAUGAGGGUGCGGGAUAACUGGAACCGCCCCGUGUGCAGCCUGCCCGGGCCCGUGUUCGAUCUGAUGGAGCGGGUCUCCGACGACUACAACUGGACCUUCAGGUUAACAGGGAGAACCAUAGAGAAUGUAAUAAACAUGGGCUCCUACAACUACCUGGGUUUUGCCGAGAACAACGCCAGCUUCCUCAGAACUGUGGCUGACGCCACAGACGAGUACGGACUGGGGGUCUGCAGCACCCGACAGGAAAUGGGUAACCUGAGCAUCCACGCGGAGCUGGAGGAGCUGGUGGCCCAAUUCGUGGGGGCGGAGUCGGCCAUGACGUUCGGGAUGGGCUUCGCCACCAACUCCAUGAACAUCCCGGCCCUGGUGGGAAAGGGCUGUCUUAUCCUCAGUGACGAGCUGAACCACACGUCUCUCAUCCUGGGAGCCCGGCUGUCUGGUGCCACCAUCCGGGUCUUCAAACACAACAACAUGCAGAGCCUGGAGCGCAUGCUGAGGGAGGCGGUGAGCUCCGGCCAGCCUCGCACCCACCGGCCCUGGAGGAAGAUCCUCAUCCUGGUGGAGGGCAUCUACAGCAUGGAGGGCUCCAUCGUGCGCCUGCCCGAAAUCGUGGCGCUGAAGAAGAGGUACAAGGCCUACCUGUACCUGGACGAGGCGCACAGCAUCGGGGCGGUGGGCCGGACGGGCCGGGGCGUGACCGAGCUCCUGGGCGUGGACCCCUCGGACGUGGACGUCCUCAUGGGCACCUUCACCAAGAGCUUCGGGGCCUCCGGAGGGUAUAUCGCGGGGAAGAAGGAGCUGGUGGAUUACCUGAGAGCGCACUCCCACAGCGCUGUCUACGCCGCGGCCAUGUCCCCGCCCGUGGCCGAGCAGAUCAACCGGGCCAUGAAGUGCAUCAUGGGAUUGGACGGCACCACGAUAGGCAUCGAGAGGGUGCGCAAGCUGGCGGAGAACACCAGGUACCUGCGGCGGCGGCUGCAGGAGAUGGGCUUCAUCAUCUACGGCCCCCGCGACUCCCCCGUGGUCCCGCUGCUGCUCUACAUGCCCGGGAAAGUUGGGGCCUUUUCACGAGCCAUGCUGGAGAGGAAGAUCGGCGUGGUGGUGGUGGGCUUCCCGGCCACGCCCAUCGGCGAGGCCCGAGCGCGGUUCUGCGUGUCCGCCGCGCACACCAAAGACAUGCUGGACGAGGUGCUGAGUGCCCUGGACGAGCUGGGAGACUACCUGGUCCUGAAGUUCUCCCGCCGGACCCACUCGUUCCGCCCCGAGUUCUACGACGACACAGACUUUGAGCUGGACAGCUGAUGGAACUACUGACAGAAGACUGACCAACCGACAUUCUGUCUUCUCUCACUUAAUUUAUGGGUCAAGAGACAGGAGGGCAGUUCAAUGCUCUGGUCUGUUUUGGUCACUGAAGGAAUGGCAUUUACCUGAUAUGACUGCAGAAUAGGUUUGUAAGUCUGUAAAUGUGUUAAUAGUAAAUUUGGUACUAUUACUAUUUUAACAGUUUUGUAUUUAUUUUGUAUUUUCUUCUUUUUUAAAUGAGUGUCUCACAUAAUGUACAAUGUCAAUCAAUGGCAAUGGUUUAAUAAUAAUACAAAUAAAAUAAAAUAGUAACAAUAAAAAUAUAAUUAUUAUUAAGUCUUCUAUUAACCAUGUGCUAGUGCCAGCACUAACUGACUGGAAGCUGUGCUGCAUUGUGCAUAAUGGAAGUCACCAGUUGCUGGACUGCAUUUGAAUGCCAUUAGCUAGAAAUUUAAAAAUGAUGGAUAUCAUUUGGUUCCUAAUGAAACGAGAAAAACAAGUUGAUGAUUAACUCUUUCAGACUUGCACAGCUGAAGCUCUGCCAUCUUGUCAUUAAGAAAUGGAUUUUGGUUUUGAAAAAACAUUUUAAAAUGUUUCUUAUUAAAAUUAAAUUCAAUAUGGGUCCAAAAAUGAAUGGUGCGUACAUUGGUCAACCAUACAAUACAACCGUGCAAUAAACUGGAAAGCAUUUCCACAACAAACUUCCCAGAAAGUAAGUUUUUGCUGGUUGGUUCGCUAGCUUGUGGUCAUCCCAUGUUUUGAAGCCAUCUUGAAUAAAUGACUUGAAUCAUA
Molecule: messenger RNA, 2588 nt
Organism: Anguilla rostrata (American eel)
Lineage: Eukaryota; Metazoa; Chordata; Actinopteri; Anguilliformes; Anguillidae
Gene: sptlc3
Product: serine palmitoyltransferase, long chain base subunit 3
Exons: 12
Coding region: 126-1796 (556 amino acids)
Biological process (GO): sphingosine biosynthetic process; ceramide biosynthetic process
Cellular component (GO): serine palmitoyltransferase complex
Molecular function (GO): serine C-palmitoyltransferase activity; pyridoxal phosphate binding
Source: RefSeq, a predicted model, not a curated record